This is a messenger RNA of Recurvomyces mirabilis, 2136 nucleotides long. It is a transcript of the gene GLC3, whose product is annotated as alpha-1,4-glucan branching enzyme. The transcript is spliced from 3 exons. The record is from RefSeq and is a predicted model, not a curated record. Gene Ontology annotation, cellular component: cytoplasm. Gene Ontology annotation, molecular function: hydrolase activity, hydrolyzing O-glycosyl compounds; 1,4-alpha-glucan branching enzyme activity; cation binding. Lineage: Eukaryota; Fungi; Ascomycota; Dothideomycetes; Mycosphaerellales; Teratosphaeriaceae. Gene Ontology annotation, biological process: glycogen biosynthetic process. Bases 1 to 2136 code for a protein of 711 amino acids.
AUGGAUCCUCUGAACGAGGCGGCGGCGGAUAGUGUGACUGUUGCUCCACCAAGCAACGAGGUCGCAGCAGACGGCACAGGCAUCUGCCAACUCGACCCCUACCUCGACCCAUACAAAGCCUCUCUCCGAAGCCGCUUCAGCAAAGCACAACAAUGGAUCAAGACGAUCAACGACAACGAAGGCGGUCUAGAGAACUUCUCACGUGGCUAUGAGAAGUUCGGCUUCCUCAUAACUCCAGACCACACCAUCACAUACCGGGAAUGGGCACCCAACGCCAUGCGUGCCUACCUCAUAGGCGACUUCAACGGCUGGAACCGGGAUUCACACGAGAUGCAGAAGAACUCAUUCGGCGUAUUCGAGAUCAGCCUGCCACCAGUCAAUGGCCGACCAGCCAUUGAGCACGACAGCAAAAUCAAAAUCAGCAUGGUGGUGCCCAACGACCACGCAAGAGCAGAGCGUCUCCCCGCCUGGAUCAAGCGCGUGACACAAGACCUCUCCGUGUCCCCCAUCUACGACGCCAGAUUCUGGAAUCCACCCCAAAAAUACGUCUUCAAGAAUCCACGACCACCGAAGCCUGCCUCAGCCCGCAUUUACGAAGCACACGUGGGCAUCUCGAGCCCAGAACAAAAGGUAGCGACGUACAAAGAGUUCACCCACAAUACCCUCCCUCGCAUCCGGGACCUGGGCUAUAACACAAUCCAGCUCAUGGCCAUCAUGGAACACGCAUACUACGCCUCCUUCGGCUACCAAAUCAACUCCUUCUUCGCCGCCUCCUCCCGCUACGGCCCACCCGACGACCUGAAAGAACUCGUCGACACCGCUCACGGCAUGGGAAUCACAGUCCUCCUCGACAUGGUGCACUCCCACGCCAGCAAAAACGUCUCCGAUGGUCUUAACAUGUUCGACAAUAGCGACCACCUCUAUUUCCACGAAGGCCAACGCGGUAGGCACGAACUCUGGGAUUCUCGACUCUUUAAUUACGGCUCGCACGAAGUCCUCAGAUUCCUCCUCUCCAACCUCCGGUUCUGGAUGGAAGAAUACUCCUUCGAUGGUUUCCGCUUCGACGGCGUGACGAGUAUGCUUUACCUCCACCACGGCAUCGGCACAGGCUUCAGCGGAGGCUAUCACGAAUACUUCGGUCCCAACGUCGACGAAGACGGCGUCGUAUAUCUCAUGCUCGCAAACGAAAUGCUGCAUACGCUCUACCCCGAUGCUAUCACCAUUGCGGAAGACGUCAGCGGGAUGCCGGCGCUGUGUAUUAAGCUCAGUCUGGGUGGGAUAGGAUUCGACUAUAGACUUGCGAUGGCGGUGCCGGAUCUGUAUAUCAAGUGGUUGAAGGAGAAGCAGGAUAUUGAUUGGGACAUGGGACAGUUGUGUUUUACGCUGACGAAUCGGCGGCAUGGGGAGAAGACGAUUGCGUAUGCUGAGAGUCAUGAUCAGGCACUCGUCGGCGACAAAACCCUCCUCUUCUGGCUCUGCGACGCCCAAAUGUACACCAACAUGUCCACCCUCUCCGAGUUCACCCCCGUCAUCGAGCGUGGAUUGGCUUUACACAAAAUGAUCCGCUGCAUCACCCACGGCCUAGGAGGUGAAGGCUACCUCAACUUCAUCGGCAACGAAUUCGGGCACCCGGAAUGGCUCGAUUUCCCCCGCGAAGGAAACGGGAAUAGUUUUCACUACGCCCGCCGCCAAUUCAACCUCGUGGACGAUCAGAGUUUACGGUAUCGGUUUCUAAACGAGUGGGAUAAGACGCUCCAGUGGAACGAGGAGAAGUAUGGCUGGUUACACAGCCCACAAGCCUACGUCUCGCUCAAGAACGAAAACGAUAAAGUCGUCGUCUUCGAGCGGGCAGGACUGUUGUGGAUCUUCAAUUUCCAUCCUUCGUCUUCGUUUACGGAUUAUCGCGUUGGAGUUGAUGUGCCGGGGACGUAUCGCAUUGUGAUGAAUUCGGAUAAGCCUGGGUUUGGGGGGUUGGGGAGGAUCGAUGAGGGCGGGAGGUUUUUCACGACGGAUUUUGGGUGGAAUGGACGGGGGAAUUUUUUGCAGGUUUAUUUGCCGACGCGUACGGCGGUGGUGUUGGCGUUGGAGGAGACGUUGGAUCCGAAGUGGAAGGGGCAGCAGAGUUUGGGGUUUUAG